AUGGUUUUGAAGAAAUGCUCGGUCUGUUCGAGAAUAUUCAAGAAGACUGAACAUUAUAAGCGACAUGAGCGCUCCCACACCAAGGAACGCCCAUAUGAAUGCAAUGUCUGUCAUAAGCGGUUCUCUCGCAGUGAUGUGUUGAGUCGCCAUGCCAAAGGUCAUAAACAGACUGACGCAACAGCCGGUCCGUCAGAGGCGCCAAAUCCACGACCAUCAGUGGUGGAUACUUCCUCAGUCACAGAUGCUGCCAAAGCUUCUUUUAUCACAGGGGCACCAUGUCUUCCAAUAUCGUCUGCAACCCCACGCGACGCACCUCUGGCAACCGGGCUGCCAUCAUCACUAGACUGCCUCGCUGACAUAUCAGCCCAUCAUGGCCGUGGCGAGACAGAAUCAAAUGCAGUGGCAAUGGGCGAACCUCAGGCUUACUAUGGGUGGAACGAGGUGACUCCUGCCGAUCAACCGCCUCGAGGCGGCUUGGCCUUCGACCCUGUGCCAAAAGACAUGCUUCAAAUGUGGCUUGAGCCUCGCACCGAUACUGCCUCCAAUGCCUCGCUUGAUCUAAUGCACGAUAAUCAACUUCCCCUCAUAAGUGAUAAUCUUUUACUCGCCCCGGAUCUGAGUCGGCAUUCAGUGGACAGUCGGCCCGACAACGAUAACAUCCCCAAUGAGCGCUUCUUCAAGGUUCAGCGAUGCUGGUUGGCACCGCCUAACACCGGGCGACUUAUAAAUAGCCUGUGGCGUGAUAAUGCGAUGUCUGCAGUCGAUAAUAUUUUCUCCAUCCAGUCGUUGCACUUCGCCGAUGAUCCAAGCGCGGGCCAAGGGUCGCGGUGUGGAUUUGAUGAGAAUUGCAGACGACGACUUCAGGCAGGAUUCUCAGAUGACACUCAAUCUCCUCGCCCCAAUCAAGUCACCUCCCCGGGUUUUACAGCCUCGGCAUCUCAUUAUUCUGAUUUCCCUCCCGCUGAGAUCUUUGACAUGUCGUUGGAUCAUUACUUUCGGCUGUUUCAUCCACUUUUGCCGUUCGUUCACGUUCCUACGUUCGCUGCUAACAAAACACGCCCAUCACUCUUAUAUGUCAUGACUUUAAUCGGGAUGACAUUACUUGGUACUAAGGGAACUACGGCGUUCGUUUCCAGGAACUUCACCGCUGUUCUCGAGAAAUUGACAGCCGAGUUUUCUAGAUGCUCUUUGGGACUUGACAAUGCCUCCGGUACCAUGACAAUGCUUGCCACAGCCUUGCUCUUAUUUGAGUUGGCUGGGUUAACAGGGGUAGGACUCUCUGUGUCUUGGCUCAACGGAGUUUUUCUGCUAACACACAUCGUCAUGCAGAACGGGGCACAUCUAGAACUAUGCCAACCCCUUUAUAUCAAUGUGAUGUCUGUCGCUCAACGGCACGGACUCUUCUCAGUCACUGAAGGGCAGAUUUUGGAUAUGACUCUCUUCGAAUCAAUCUCGAAUGUAGACAUGAGAUGGAAGGCUUGGAGCAAAGUUGAAAUAAUCAUCGGACUUCUCCUGCUGGACUCAUGGUACUCCUCUUUUCUUUCAACAAGCCCAAUCGUACACCCGGACUCGAUCCAAAUCAUUCUUCCCUGCAGUGAAGAUCUUUUCCGCGCACAUUCAUCCACCCAAUGGUCGCAAGUAAUUAGGAGCGGCAAACGCAUCCUCUCGCUAACAAUACGAGCACCAUCCGAAAAAGUCAGCGUCCCGGCCUUAGAAGGCCCUCUAGAAGACUUCUGUGUUCAAGCAGUGUUGGCUAUUGUCCAACUGCGCCAAUCAGAGGCUUACCACCGCCUGCUCUCCAACAAAGCCAGCUACCCCUUUGCCCCGUGCCAUACCUACGCCAUGGAUGGCCGCGCCAGAUGUCUCCCUUCACUUCAGUCUCAGCUCAUCACAGCAUAUGGUGAAAUUCUUGAUCACCUGAAUUCCAAUACUCUCAUCGCCUGGCACUACAUGUGUAUGAUGCUGACAGCUGAUAUCCAAAUAUUUGAUUUGGCCGCUGGGCGCGCGGGCCCAAGUCCUGCCCGAAAAGCCCUAGAAGAUAUUCGCGAGUGGUCACAGACACCUGCUGCUCGGCGAGCAUGUCUUCAUGCUGCGCACAUAUACAAAGUCAUGACAAACCGGAAGACAUCCGAGCAUCCCACUUUUCAAUCAAUCUUCUCACUCUUCUCGGCUGGUCUGGUGCUAGGGCUGUAUACAUUUAUGGUCCCGGAUGUGACUGCCAUAUCAUCUGGCGUUGGCUCAGUGGAGCUGAUGGAUGAUGUCGGGUGGAGAGCCGUCGGAAUGGAGGGAUUCACGAGUUUUAUGGAGCCUGGAGGAACCCAAACGUUCUCGCCUACUGAUGACCCCGCCGUCAGCUUCAUUCGUAACGGUGCUGCAAUCUACCUACGAGGCCUUGCUUUUCAGGGCGGUUAUCAAUCUGCACGCCGUGUCCUCCUCGACUACGCCUCACUUCUGAAAGACUCUGGAAAAUGGAGUGUCAACCAAUUUUCUCACAUUCUUUACAUUAUGAGCGAUGUGCUUAUGGAUGUGGAAUGA
This is a messenger RNA of Penicillium olsonii, 2535 nucleotides long. The record is from the annotation of a GenBank genome assembly. NCBI's taxonomy places the organism in Eukaryota, Fungi, Ascomycota, Eurotiomycetes, Eurotiales, Aspergillaceae.